This is a messenger RNA of Cotesia glomerata, 1073 nucleotides long. It is a transcript of the gene Sclp, whose product is annotated as leucine-rich repeat protein soc-2. The transcript is spliced from 4 exons. Gene Ontology annotation, cellular component: extracellular matrix. NCBI's taxonomy places the organism in Eukaryota, Metazoa, Arthropoda, Insecta, Hymenoptera, Braconidae. The coding region runs from base 174 to 809 and encodes 211 amino acids. The record is from RefSeq and is a predicted model, not a curated record. Gene Ontology annotation, molecular function: protein binding.
UUAUUCAAGGCAGUCACUCUCAGUUCCUCACUCCGAUUAUUUAUUUUUAUUUUUAUUGUUUGCGAGUUCAGUGUUUAGGUAACAAGUAACUUGUUUUGUGAAAGUUGUUCAACACUGAAGCGUUUAUUUUGUUAUUUUAUUGUUUUAUUAAUUAAUUUCUUAAUUUAUUAAUAAUGAAGCCGCCACACGAAAACGCGGAAGGAGUUAUCGCACAGUUGUCUCAAGAGGAAGGCGAGAGGAAUGUCGCUACUGCUAUCUGCGUACAAUUGGCUGGACGCGCUAUUAUUAGGGUCGUGUCCAGGUGUGAAGAAGCUCAGGAUAAUUGUAAUUUAGAUUUGUCCGAGUGCCAGCUCAUGCAAGUACCUGACGCUGUCUAUCAUCUUAUGAGACACACGGAGUUAAAGUCCUGCGACUUGUCCGGCAAUGUUAUUACCAAGAUACCUCCUAAGUUCGCGGUCAAGUUUUCGCUGAUCACAGAACUUAAUUUGAGUCAUAAUCAAUUUAGCAAAUUACCUGAGGAACUAGCGGAGCUCCAGGAACUGGAGCGACUGGACAUAUCUCACAACACAUUCAUCUCCUUACCACCUGUGACCUUCAGAAUGCCGCAAUUGAAGCGGCUGCUCGCGAACAACAACUCCAUAAUCGACGUCGACGUGGAUAGACUGAAGCUAGCGCCAUCCUUAGAGCUGGUGGACUUGAGAGAAAACACAAUCCCGCCAAAAAUCUACGACCAGCUUUCAAACUGCAGUUCUUGUAAGAUAGAACUGUCGCCGAGGCAGAUCGAGGAGUGGGAGGACUUGACCGUCUAGGGUUAGGAUAGUUAUUAAUUUAUCAAUAUAUGUGAUAUUUGCUCAAUAGGUCAAUGCAUUUCAUUGACAAGUAUUGUUUUUGUGAUCGUCAAUGCAUUUCACGCUGUGUUGACAAAUAUCACUACCGCUCUUUUUUAGAUAACUCAAAAAUUAAUUGAUAUUUUUUAACCAAGUAAAUUUUAUCUUAAACAUCAAAUCAUCAGCUACAAUUUUUGUCCCAAAAGUUUCUUUUUAUGGCCAAUAGGAACCGAGAUAAACAUUAUU